AUGGCGGCAAUGUUAGAAGACAGUUUGCGGACUCUUCAUAAUUUGAAGGAUGAGUCUGAGGCUUCUUCAGUUGAACAGAUAAACACAGUUGUGGCAGACAUAACCCAAAUUAUUUUGAAUGAAAUAUCUGACAAAGACACCGACUAUUGCUGCUCUGUGCUGUUUGACAAAAAAUAUGGAGUCGUGUCAUUUCUGCAAAGUGUUGUUACCAAGGAUGAGUUUCAGAAUUCCAAAGCUGCUUUAUUAGAUCUUCUGAGUGGAUUUUUGCAAAAGGCGAACAAGAAGAUUGUCAGUUAUCUUGUUGAUAUCAAGGAAGUCUCUGUUUCUUUGUUUAUCCGUGACCGAUACGCCAAAGUUAAGAAUGCUGCCAUCCCAGUUCUCAUCAAGGUUUUAGAAUUGUCAGUGGGUUCCCAUAUGGGAGAGGAGCUGAAGAUCGAUGCCCUUAUUAACAAGUUUUUCAUGGAGCUCACUAAAAGUGUUUCUAAGCUACAAGCCUCAGUAAAGGGAAAUAUCAUGAAUCUUCUUGGUGUCUUGUCGGAGGUUUAUCCUGAGAAAAUGCUUGUCUACUCGGAUAGAUUGGUUAGUCUAUAUGCCAGUGCACUGAAAGCUGAGAUGAGUUCAAAAACACGAGAGCCUCAACUUCCCAUCAUAGCUGGAUGUCUGGAAGGAUUGACGUGUUACCUUGUGAACUUCACUCAGUCAGCUGAAGAAGGUUCCAAAUAUGCCUAUGAGAUUUUCCGGUUUGCACGAAUGGCUAUAGAUCCAGGAAUAACCUAUACACGGUAUGCUGUUCCAGCGGCUGGACUUCGACUCUUCAGUCGCCAUGCCGAUCAGUUCAGCGAAUACCUUGUUGAUGACUAUCAGGGAAUGUAUGAGAAAUUACAGAACUGGAGCCACCAUCACAAUCGUGACCUCAUGCAUCUUGGGGUGUCAGCCUUGGAAUCGUUUCUUCAGCAGGUGGCCAAAAUGUUAGUUUCCCGAGCAAAUGAAGGGCAGAAAGAAGGAGCUGUGUUCAAGUUCUUCGUCAAACAGUUCCGUGAGAUUAUGAACGACCACCAAGCCAGUGUGAAGCAAAUCUCUUUUGCCAUUAAAGGAUAUGGACUUUUGGCUGCUCCCUGUAAAACAUUUAUGACACCAUCAGAUGUCCAUUACAUGUUGAGUGAAAUGAUCAACAAGUCUGAGCAACAUUUUCUCAGACAGUCUCAAGAUCUGAUGGACAGACUUUAUGAACUACCAAGCUACCUGAAUGCCUUGGCACACAUUAUCAAGCAGGUUGAUGAGGUGUCGGAUACAUACGCCAUGAGUCUAGAACAUCUACUGGUUCUGCUGUUUGAAAAUGUUCCUCAUGUUCACGGUAGAAUGCACUUCACGUGCCAGAAAUCAAUUAUCCAUGUGUUACUUACACUGAUGACCAAAGGAACGACGUUCCAACAAGUUUUGUCGGGUUUUGUGUACCAGAGUCUGAUACGAUUGUGUUCCCACCCAGUCUUGUUGGAUAACGACCAGACAGCUGAAGACAAGUCCGAUGAAGCAGAGACAAACACAAAAAAAACAAUAUCUUACAAAGACUACCUUGAUCUGUGGGCAGGCAUACUUGACAGUGCUAAGAUAAAGGACUUUGCAGCACUUGAUAUCAGCAUUGCAGAACGUCACAAACUAACCGAGGCACUGUACGAUGAGUUGUUGACAGCUAUUUUGAAAAUAAUCACCAAGCUUGAUCUGACUUCAACCAGUGAAGAAAGUAAUGAACAGGUUGCCGAUACCGAUUUGGAUGGCAUUGCUGAAGACCAGGGUCAGGGCUUGUCAGCUGACCCCAUCCAUGGUAUUCAGCCCGCCAAACCUAAAGACUUCCAGGUUUUGAUUAACCUGGUGGACUUCUGCAGGAAUUUGCUUCCUUACCACCAUUAUGAACUUUUCAACCGCUGGAUGUUUCCUUUCAGUCACACUGUCAUUUUGUUGUCGACAAAGAAUCCCUUUGUGAGUGGCUUCUAUAAACUACUAGCCGUAGCAAUGAGAAUUGCCAAUCAGCUUGAAUACUUUAAGGAAGUUGUUCCUGCCUCACCUGUCAAAGGUGAACCAAUGGAAGUUGACCAGUCUCCCACAGAAGGGUUCAAACAAAAAGACAUCUGUUUCCAACUUGUGAAGACAUUUUCCAAAGAAGUUUUGGUUCGUAUGAAGCAAUAUCAAGAUGAUCUUCUAGCUUCAUGUCUCACUCUAAUUCUAGUCCUGCCAAAGGAGAUCGUAAAGGAACAGCUAGUGGAUGUGGUGCCCGUGAUUCAGAUUUGUCUCACCAUUGGUCUGAGUUAUUUGCCCUUGGCAAUGGUGGGUCUGGAAGCUCUAGAAUAUUGGUCUCAACAUCUGCCAGAUUACCUCAUCUCUCCCCACUAUAAAGAUAUUCUGCCUUAUUUGGACAGCUACCUGCAAACUGCAGAGCAAAUGACGGAAGUGACAGAUAGCAUAAUAAUCAUGAAAGAAAGCAAGUCUGGUCGUGGAAAGAAAAAACUGCCAACACGAAUCGUCAGAUUGAACAAGAAAGAUAAAGAAAAUAAGAGCUAUGAAUCGCAGCUGGCCGUGGUGAAGCAGCGGAUUGUGCGCUACUUGGGCUCGCUGGGAGGCAGUCUGAACCACGCGCUGUUGGCCUGUAGUGAUGAUGAUGACAUCAGUAAGAAAGCCAUAGCCUGGGACACACACCAACAUCUUCGUUUCGACAUGCCUUUCGUUGAUAUGAAACCAACCAUAUAUUUUGAUCCUUUCUUGCCCCGCAUUGUUGAGUUGGCAACGAAAUCGAGCGACCGUCAGACGAAGGUGGCAGCGUGUGAACUGCUUCACUCCCUUGUUCUGUAUUGUCUGGGUCGUGGAGCGCAGCAGCCAGGCGAGAGAAUCAAGCGACACCCCAUGGACCGGUUGUACAAAAAACUCUUCCCCGUUAUCUUGGAACUGGCAUGUGAUGUGGAACCAGUAGCCAGACAGUUGUUUGAGGAGCUUUCAAUGCAGCUCAUUCAUUGGUUUACCAGUAACAAGAUGGCUGAAUCUUCAGAAACAAUGGCACUUCUUGAUACUAUAUUUGAUGGUUUGGUUCAGCAGACAGAUACGUCCUUGAGAGAUUUCUGUGCAAGAUGUCUCAGAGAGUUCAUGAUGUGGUCCAUCAAGCAGACUUCGAAAAAGGAUAAAAGUCCAGUUAAUGCCAAGUCAGUCCUCAAGAGAAUCUUCAGCUUUGCCCUCCAUCCCAGUGCCUUCAAACGACUUGGAGCAGCGCUGGCUUUCAACAACAUAUACAUGGUGUUCAGAGAAGAGCACUCUUUGGUGGAUCAUUUCACAUUCCAAAUCUUGGUUCAUUUCGUAGAAAGUUUGGCCAUUGCUCAUACAGAUGAAAAAUCACUGGGUACUCAGACUCAGUGCGCGAGUGUUCUGACACAUCUUGAGAAGAUCCUCCAGAAGCGUGCUGAUAUGUUUAUGAAGGACAGCAAUCUGAGAGAAGAGCCAAGAGAAUGGAGUAAAAAGACUCUGGAUAUUGCCGUCCGGUGGUUAACGCGUCAGUGCGGCCGUCCUCAGACAGAGUGUCGUCACACCUGUAUGAAACUUGUGACACAGCUGGCACCUUUAGUUCAGGGAAUAAAAUCAGCUCAGAACUAUUUUCAGAUCUUCCUAAAGAAGGAAGGACCAUCACAUUUUCUAUCAAGGUUUGAAGGAGGUGGUCAGGCAGCUGUCGGGAAAAAAGGACUGUCGAGUUGUUCAACACUUAACAAAAUGAGCGAUACAUUUUCUCUGUCUGACACCCUUCACUGGUUCGAUAUGCUGCUGGCUCCACUAGACUGCUACACCUGGGUGUUUGGGCAAGAUCUACUAACACCAACAGAAAUACUGUCGGAUGUUGGUAAAGUGAAAGCCAGUAUAUUUGAGAGUAUCCAGUACUUCUUGGAACAUCUGGCUCUUGCUGGAAUUGAGAAAGCAGCCAUGUUGUUUACCAGUCAUAGGACAACAUAUUUCUUCACUCCCAAGGAGAUGGAAGAAUACAACAGAGCAAAGUGUACAGUGGUCAUCAGAAUGUGGAAUUUUCUGUGUGUAAUUUUGGGGAAAUGUCCCAAAGAUGCUUUUGAGCUCAUUCCUGACAACCUUUGGUGCUCUCAGCUAUGGGAACUGCUGUGCAAGUGUGUUGUUCACCCAAGUGAUGUUGGAUUUAAUGUCAGUGACGUGGAAAUCAUGUCUAACUUACCAGGCGAGAUGGAAAGGACUUUAAUGGUGCUAACAAAAUGUCUGCCACCAACACACCUAAAAUGUCUGAAACAAACACUUACAGAAUAUCUUCAGGGAGACAGAAAUGUGUUUGCUCAGUUACCGUUAUCACUGACUGACCCACGCCUGGAUCAUCCCACCCUCACACAGCUGAUAUCUGGGUAUGGACAACUCAGCAAAGUUGGCUUACUUACUGAUGCGGUCAAGAAAAGUGGAAAUAAUGAAAAGCUUGCUCGCCAACUCUUCGACUCCAUUUACCAGGGGAUUGUUCUGGAGAAGAAAGAACACAAGGCCUCGAUGGCAUUGACACCGACGUCUUUAACUCUAGGAAAGUGUAUGCUGGAACUUGCAUUUCAGUUGAAUCCCUCGGCCGAUGUCUUGAUUAGCUCUUUGCUGGAAGAGAAAAAAGUUUGUGGACUGGGACGAAGUGAGGAGGAAGGUCACGGUUCUCUCUUCUUCUCGUUGUUCAAGUCUGUUAUAGCUUUACAGCUGACAAAAACACUGGAUGUCUCAAUUCCACUGUUGGCCAAGAGAGCUGGAAGUGAUGCCAGACACGUCAACACCAUACUUGUUGCCAUGGUUGAUUAUAUUGUCUGUGAUAGAAGCCUGCGCAAAAAGUAUGGUGAACGGAUGGUUUCUGUUGUACUGAUGCAGUGGCGUCACUUCAGGUCCUGGUGUCUGGACAGUAGCUCUGCUGAUCUUCAAGAACUGGCUGUGCUGCUAUUCACCAAACUACUGCUGCUGGAUAGCAAGUUUGCCUCUAAUACAAGUCAUCCUGCCUACCAAACAGUUUUUGAGAUGUAUGAGACCCUGCUCACAGAUUCAAGAACUAACCUCACGUUCAAAAAUCGGGUGUUGGACUUGCUUCCUUUCUUUGCUUUGGUUGAAAAACCAUACAUUUCAAAACUCAAGGCCAGCUUGGAUACAUUUAUAUCAAAUCAUUUUCCACUUAAGAGCUCUGAGUUGACAAAGGAUUCUCCAAAGUUCAUUGACUACAUCACUGCUAUUGACAAGCUGCUGUCUGCAUUAGAACUGUCCUGUAACCCUGUUCUCCUUGAGGUUGUAAUCAGCAUCUUCUGUCGAGAAUCCCGCCAUGCACAUGAAGACGAAAUUCAGAAAUGUCUGACAAAAUUCAUCAGAAAAUUACCUGGAGACAAACAGAAACUGGCUUUGGAUAUACCAUAUGGUAUUUUUGUGAAAGAGGGAAGUUUUCCAGCAGAGAUUCGCAGAGCCACACUUGAACGAGUGUGUUUGCCUAUGCUGCAACUUGCCAAAAAGUCUGCUUUGAUUGAAUUCUUCUGUGAACAUAUUGUAGAAAUUAUGCAAACAGUCGAAGCAAAACAAGUAAAAUCAGCUUUGGAGAAUCAGCUAAUCAGCAAGACCUGCUGUUUUGAGCUGUUGGAAGUGUUGUAUUCGAGGCUGUCAAAGGAGGAACUGAACACUAAAAACUCUGUUAUUAACCAGAAAUACUGUGGAGCUAAAGCAGAAACUGGCAAGGAAUUGACACUCAAAAUUACAAAAAGUGCUCACGAAGCUAAAAGUGAAGACAUCAGAGGGGAGACAACUCUGCUUGAAGAGAGACGACAGUACCACUGCUCAGCAUACAACCUUCUCAUCGCAGUCAUCUCCUGCACGCAGACGGACAGCAAAUUCUACAAUGGCUUCUUGUUCAGUGACAAAGAAGCUAAAGGGCAAUUCCUGUUGGACAAUAUAAUAGACAAAGAUGCACACUGGGAAUUCCAGGCAGAACUUCAGACGGUCAUGGAAAGAAAGAAGAAGUUUGUUUCUAUCAGAAAUGAGUUAAAGAAACAACAGGCUGAGGAUGAUGAUGACAGUGAUCGGUCCUAUACGUCAUCUUUCCACUUGGCGUCCAUGUAUCUGGCCGAUAGCAGUCUUAGUGAAGAUGUCAACCGAUAUGACUUCUCCUUGUCAGUCUCUGCACAGAGCACGGCUGGGUCAUCUGGUACAGACCACAUGAGAACUCCAGUAAAGAGAAAAUCCAGCAACACACUUCCUGAUGAUGAUCCAGAAGGACAUGUAUCAGUGGAGGGUGAUUAUGUUGAACUGGAGAUGGAUCAAAUAAACCAACAUGAAUGUAUGGCCACCAUGAUAGCAUUACUGAAACACAUGCAAAGGAACAACAUACCACCUGCACCACCACAUGGCAGUGUUCCAAGUCAAAUGCCGGACUGGAUGUCAUACCUGCACAAAAAGAUGACAAGUGUUACCUGCCAUGGCAACAUCAAACUCUUCAUAGCUAAACUGAUCACCAACACUGCUGAGAUAUUUCAGCCUUAUGGAAAAUUUUGGCUAUGUCCCUUGUCUCAAUUGAUAUUCAGUGGACCUCUGAGCUCUGGUGGAAUAAACUACUUUGUAGUGGACAUCAUUGUUACCAUGAUGUCCUGGCACAGCUCGGCGGUACCUCAGGACACUGCAGAAGAAUGUGCAAUGGCGUCUCGACUCGUUGAAUUUGUAAUGAGCAAUAUAUAUCAUGAGACAAGACAAGUGUUCAGAAACAAUCUGGAAAUGCUGAAAACGCUACUAGAAUGCUGGAAAGGUCGCGUGCAAAUUCCAUACCGAGUGAUCUACAGUCAUCUGAAGUCGGCCGAUGUCAAGUCGCGGGAUUCUCCUGUUGGCAUUCAGCUGCUGGGUAUUGUUAUGGCUUGCAAGCUUCCUCCUUAUGGACCUGACGCACCAGUGGAUCAAGAAAAGUUUUUCUCGGUGAUUGCCAACAUCAUGUAUUCCAAUUACAAGAUUGCAUAUGCAGCUGCAGCUGAGGUGGUGGGCAUGCUUCUCAGUCACCUUGCCGAAAAGGAGCACGUGACUGAGGGAACGUUUCAUGAGCACAUCAACAACGUCAUGUCCAGCAUCCGCCAGGCUAAACCGGACAUCUUCAUUGUGUGUGUCCACAAAAUGUGCAGACAUUAUCCUGCCAUUGCCAACAGAUUCACAAACAGGCUGCUGUUCAUGUUACCAAAAGUUCGUGGAGAAUUCCGAACAUUGUGUCUGGAGGUGAUACACGGGAAUGUUGACAAGAUAGAAGAUGUUUAUCUUGAACUAAAAACAAAAGGCCUCAUCACUUUCAUAACACAAAGAGAUGAAGGCACUCAGUUGGCUGCACUGAACAUUGUGAAGUCCAUAUCAGCGAAACUCAAGCCUCCAGAGCUGCUCACAUUAAUGCCAGCAGUAACUGGAAUUUUCCAGCAGAGUAGUGCAGCGUGUCACAAAAUCAUGUAUGAGAUUUUGAUGUGGAUCUAUGACAACUACAGAGAUGAGAAGAGUGAUGAUGGUCACGAAAUAAUAAGCCAGACAAAGGAAGCUUUGUUAAAAGGUCUGGGUGAUGAAGAUUUGCACUGCAGAUUGCUUAUUCAGAAUUUCUGGAGCAGUGAAACUCGUCUACCUGUAAACACCAUGGACCGUAUGAUAGCCAUGUUGGAAGCCAUGUACUCCCCGAGCACAGAACAGCAGUAUCUGAGCUAUGCAACCAAUCUUCUUCUUGAGAUGACGUCCAAGAGCCCGGACUACCAACGGGAAAUAUUUGAACAUCCUCUUUCUGAAUGUAAAUUCCAAGAAUAUUCAGUGCAGUCAUCGUGGCGCCAGCACCACGUUGUGAUGACCCCUCUGUUUGCUGCCACCCAGGCCAGCCAAUCGAUGGACGUGGACACUGUAGACAGCACUGAUGGAAGGCUGAGAGCAACACAGACUGUCCAACAGUUCACACAGACUGUGGCAGAUGGUUCGCAUGCACCAUUUAACUGGCUAACCCAGAGUAGCCUGGACACAUAUGCCGAGACGUCUUCUUUGAGUUCAGCAGAAUCUCGAUCUUCUCUGCUGUUCACUGUCGGUAGUCAGGGAUCCCAGCAGAUGUCGGGCAGUAAAGCCUGGUCCAGAGGAGCUGGGUCACGGUUCGGUCAGAGACCAGCAAGACCCAAGGCUGGAACCUCUACCAAGAAAGAAGAAUCUAGCAAGGAUGAUGAAAUAUGGCGUCUCAAAAGAAGAUUUCUUAAGGAUCAAGAAGUCUCAAGAAUGUAUUUUGUCAAGCAGAAUAUUAGAUUAAAACGUUUAAGAGAGGAAAAGAUGAAGGAACAGCAAAUGAGGAGAGAAAGUCAGGUUACUAUGUACAGGAAGUACCGAACUGGUGAAUUGCCAGAUAUUCAACUCAAGUUUUCCUACAUUAUUGCUCCACUACAAGCUGUGGCACAACGAGACAGCACUGUUGCCAAGAUGUUGUUCAGUUCAAUGUUCAAGGCUAUUUUUGCCGGAAUGGAUGGUGUGAAAACAGAUCGUGAGAUUGAAGAAGCCACUCAACAGAUUAACAAAAGCAUUGAGUCUAUUUUGACAUUGUCCAAACAGUACUUCCCUCCUUUCAUUGCUUGUAUUAUGAAUGUUCUGCAUGACUUGAAAUCAAAGUUAAAGGUGGACGCCUCCAGUCUAGCAUCGUCUGCUCUUACUUGUAACCUGCAGCCACUUGGUAUUACUGUGUUAGAGGAACAUUUGAUUCAGUACGAUGGUAAUUUAUGUCCGCCAAAAAGAAGCCGGGGAGAGAAGGCUCCGAUUUCUACUGAUGUUGCCUUGUGGAUUGAACUGGCCAGGCUGUACAAAUCAGUGGAUGAGUAUGACGUGCUUCACGGAAUCUUCAGUGGUAAAAUCAAAACCAAGUCUAUUACAGGGGAAGCGUUGGAGUGUGAGGCUAGAGGUGAUUUCCAUGCUGCUCGGAGGAUGUAUGAUGAGGCGUUAUCAACUAGCACGUGGGCUGAUGGAGAUCCUCUGGAUGCUGAGAUAGACCUCUGGGAUGAUUGUCGAAUGGAGUGUCUGGAUCACUUGACUCAGUGGCAGGCGUUAGAAGAGGUGACAGUAACAGGGAUAGACAGCACGGGACAGGCUCAGCUAAACCAGAUCUGGGAAGACACAUUUGCACUGGAACAUUACUUGCCUGGCCUACUCCGCAGCAAGCUGAAGUUGUUGCUCCAGGGAGAUAACUCUCAACAGUCACUCCUUUCCUUUAUUGACCUGUCUAUGAAAGAUACUGAAAAGAAAGCUAUGCUUGAGAGCCAGUUCUGUGAGCAGCUAGCAUUGAUGUAUUUGUGGCAGGAAGACUAUGGCCGGUCUCGACAUUACGCAGCACUGGCAACUCAGCGAUUCCUUCAGAACUGGAUUAGUACCGAUUCUCUGAUGAUGACAAGUCGAACUAGACAGCUUCAGACACUACAACCACUGCUUGAGCUUGAAGAGUUUUUGCAAUUCUUGGAAGAUGAAAACAAUUUUUUGUCAACUGUGCCAGUUGAAAGACUUGUUAAGAGAUGGGAGACCAGGUCUCCACACAUGCUUCUAGAUUCUGUGAACAUUUGGGAUGACAUUGUCACCAACAGAAACAUCUACCUGGAUCGUAUCAGUACCCGUCUGACCCAGCAUCAGAAGUCCCACGAUUCCAUGGAUGAACUGGACGAAGACAUGUUUGAGGAAACCAAAUUGAGGCAGAGACUAGCCAUGGCUGAAAGCUCGAUGGAACAGAACAACUUCCAUCUGACACUGCGAAUUAUGAAGGAAACUCAUUCUAGAUGUAAAAAUGUGGGUAAUGAAAAGUUGCUGAUAGAAUGGAGCCACUUGUAUGCCACUACACAUCAUAAGAAGGCACAGAACCUGAUUGGUCCAUGGACAGAUGACACCUUCUUCAACGUGUUGACAACCCUGGAACAGCUAGAUAAAUAUUCUAAAAGUGAUGUGUUGUCCAAGCAUAAUGACCUUGGUAGGCAACAUUUUGCUUUAAAAGGUCGGGCUUUCGCCAUACUUGCAGACGGCUUCCUAGGUUCAGAUGCAGUCUCUGACAUCAGUACCAAAACUGGUGAUAAACUGAAAACUUACUGCGGUGUUACAAAACAACUUCCAACCAAAAAGAUAGUUGAAAAGCUAGUUGAAAAAGGAUAUCAUGAGAUCAAAGGUUGUGUUGCAGACUUUGGUGGCAGACAGCCGCAGCAGCCUAAGUUUGGGGAGGAAGAGGCUCAGCUUGCUGUGGCACUGUACUGUGAUAAGUUCCUCAGAAUGAAGGAAGAUGAAGACGUUGACCUGAGUUUGGCAAUACUUAAGACAUUCCCCGACACUAUCAUUGUGUGUAUGCUGCGCGCCAUGAAGUUUGGUUCAUCUGAGGCCCGGCAGAGAUUUCCACGUCUGCUGCAGCUGGUGGAGUAUUAUCCAGAGACCAUGGCAGCCUUUGUAAAACAGUCAUCUGAGGUUUCCAGCUGGAUGUUCCUUCUAUGGAUCAAUCAGAUGAUGGCUCUUCUAAAUAAGCGAGAAGCCCCAGCCGUCCAGCAGAUCCUCCAUACUCUUGUUGUAGAAUACCCACAGGCUGUGGUCUAUGCAUUCCAUAUCAGUUAUGAAGGGUUUGUCUUUGGCAAAAGUGCACAGGAUCUAGACAACAAGGCAGCUGUGAAUAAAAUCAAGGAUCAGUUGACAGAAGACAAUUGCCCUCUAGUGUCGAGACUGAUCAGUGCAUUGGACCAGUUUGGUCAACCAGAUAUGCUUUUUAAGGACUGGUCUGAUAGGAUGAAGAAACUGCUUGCUUCUGCCAAGCGAGACAAGGAAGAGAUUAAAAAAGUCUACCGUGAGAUGUACUCGUCACUGAUAGACUGUGACUCUGUGCCACCUGACUCAGUCGGUUCACAAACGUCUCUGCUGUCUGCAUCUCCUGGUGAAUUCAGUGAAUUUCGCAAAAAGUUUGCUCAGAUUUUCAAGAAAGAUUUUGAUGAAAAGUUUGGCAAAAAUGGCGAUAAACUGGUUCUUAUGUCAUAUAAGACAUUCCGACAAGUACUGGAUGAAAUUAACAAGAAGGCUGAAGACCAUAAGAAACCCCGAGGAAAACUGUAUCCACCAGCCUCUCUCCGAGAAUACAGUCAGUGGAUGGCAGAUUUUAAUCCUAAUAGAGAGAGUCGGGACUUGGAAAUUCCAGGUCAGUACCAUGGUCUGACUAAACCCAUGCCGGAAUAUCAUGUCAAGGUGGCAGGCUUUGAUGAAAGGAUCUUGGUGAUGUCAUCCCUGCGUAAGCCGAAGCGUUUGACAAUCCGAGGUAAUGAUGAGAAAGAUUACAGCUACUUGGUGAAGGGCGGCGAGGAUCUCAGACUUGACCAGAGAAUAGAACAACUGUUUGUCAUCAUGAAUAAGAUCAUGGAGAAGGACCCUGCAUGUCGCGUGCGCAAGCUGCAACUGAAAACAUACCAGGUCAUCCCUAUGUCUACAAGGGUGGGUUUGAUUGAGUGGAUGAGCAACACAUGUCCUCUGAAGGAUUUCCUUUAUGCUGCAUUUACCGAAGCAGAGAGUAAAUUCUUUCACUCAGAACAUGGACCAUCUAAAGUACAUCAGAAAUGGACUGGAAAGUUCUGGGAUCCAAAGAAACAAACAGCUUACAUGUAUGCUCAGGUGUACCUCAAGUAUAACAAAACUGAGACCGUGCGAGAGUUUCGCAUUAAGGAAAACAAAGUGCCAUGGGAUUUGUCUAGGAGAGCAUUUCAUGAUAUGAGCACAUCACCAGAAGCAUUCCACGUUCUGCGCUGUAUGUUUGUCCGAUCGCACGCUGUGAUCUGUGUGUGCCAGUAUCUACUGGGUAUUGGAGAUCGUCAUCUGUCUAACUUCAUGGUCAACCUCAGAACAGGUCAGAUGGUUGGCAUCGAUUUUGGACAUGCUUUUGGAUCAGCAACUCAGUUUCUGCCUGUGCCAGAGCUGAUGCCAUUCCGUUUGACUCGCCAGAUCGUUAACAUUGCCCUUCCUCUGCAAAUCAAGGGUUUGUUUGAGAAUACAAUGGUACAUGUGCUGCGAGCACUCAGGAAUAACUCGGAUCUUCUGCUGAAUACAAUGGACGUAUUUGUUAAAGAACCAUCUCUUGACUGGAUGCAAUUUGCAGAAAAGCAAAAAGCAGAGGGAAUGGAGCCAGAAGAUGCUGAUGACAACGUGGCUUGGUAUCCAAAAGAAAAAAUACAAUAUGCUCAUCGGAAGUUAAAAGGAGCCAACCCAUGUUGUAUUACAAAAGAUGAGCUAGCUCUUGGUCAGUCGAAGAGUGCAGCUUUUCAAUGUUUUCAGGAAGUGGCUGUAGGUGACAAGCGGGAAUCUGUUCGUGCUCAACUUCCUCCAGCUGGACUGAGCGUUGAGCAGCAAGUAGCGGCGCUGAUUGAUCAGGCUACAGACCCUAACCUGUUAGGUCGUGUGUGGGGUGGAUGGGAGGCUUGGGUCUAAAGUUGUGAAAGAAAAAUCAGUUCCGGCUUACAUUUGAAAUGUAAAAGUCUAUGUUACACAGUGUUCGACAAAUGUUCGAAAAAAUCACUAGCCCUCACAGAAGCUUUGGCUAGUGCUCUAUGUUUUAUAGUAAUACAGUUGGUAAUUUUCACUAGCUGGGACAGAAGAUGGGUGGAUUUGUCAAAUCGUGUGCUACAGUGUCAUUGGUGGGUUCUGUUGUAAACGUGUUUGUGAUUGUUGGCAAACAAUUUAGUGGUCUUGCAGGAGACAGAUUCUUCUGAAUCAGUUGUUUUAUUACAUUUUCCUGCCUCUUUCAACCUGUUGAUUGAGUAUAUUAGUGCAGCUGUUAAAAUAACUACAGUACUAAACAUAUUGACAAUACUUAAUCAUGUAGUAUCGUCAAAAUGGUGUUUCAAUAUUAUUGAUAUUCAGCCUGUUGUGAAGUUUGUUGGAUAUCAUUAGAUAUUCAUUCGUUCAGUCAUUGUUGUAAAGUUUUAAAUAUCCUUAGAUAUUCAUUUGUUCAUUCAUUGUUUCAUUCAUUGUUGUGAAGUUUUAAAUAUUUAAUUUAGUUUGAAAAAACACACCUGUGUACACUAGAAGAUUGUUAGGAUAGCAGUAUCGUGUGUGUCUCUGUGUGUGUGUGUGUGUGUGUGUGUGUGUGUUACAUACAUAAAUAUCAAGCAGUGGACUUUUCCAACUUAUUAAUGCUGUAUUCUUAUUCAUUGUAUGUAUAUAUGUCCUGAUAUUGCAGUCAACUUUUUCAAUUAAUGCUACUGUCCAGAUUAGUGAACAUAACCUAUAUAAUACAUUAAUUAUUUGAUGAUCAAAGAACACUUUUGUAUGCAAAUUAUUCAGCUCAAAUGUCAUAAAUACAUAUGCUUAAUCACUACAUGUUA
Molecule: messenger RNA, 13349 nt
Organism: Gigantopelta aegis
Lineage: Eukaryota; Metazoa; Mollusca; Gastropoda; Neomphalida; Peltospiridae
Product: DNA-dependent protein kinase catalytic subunit-like
Exons: 95
Coding region: 1-12453 (4150 amino acids)
Biological process (GO): intrinsic apoptotic signaling pathway in response to DNA damage; double-strand break repair via nonhomologous end joining; telomere maintenance
Cellular component (GO): nucleus
Molecular function (GO): protein binding; DNA-dependent protein kinase activity
Source: RefSeq, a predicted model, not a curated record